This is a messenger RNA of Zonotrichia leucophrys gambelii, 435 nucleotides long. RefSeq names its product protein BUD31 homolog. Gene Ontology annotation, cellular component: nucleus; spliceosomal complex. Gene Ontology annotation, biological process: mRNA splicing, via spliceosome. Bases 1 to 435 code for a protein of 144 amino acids. The transcript has a single exon. NCBI's taxonomy places the organism in Eukaryota, Metazoa, Chordata, Aves, Passeriformes, Passerellidae. The record is from RefSeq and is a predicted model, not a curated record.
AUGCCCAAAGUGAAGAGGAGCAGGAAGCCGCCCCCGGAUGGCUGGGAGCUGAUCGAGCCCACGCUGGACGAGCUGGACCAGAAGAUGAGAGAAGCUGAGACAGAGCCACACGAAGGGAAGAGGAAAGUGGAGUCUCUCUGGCCCAUCUUCAGGAUCCACCACCAGAAAACACGUUACAUCUUUGAUCUCUUCUACAAGAGGAAAGCAAUCAGCAGAGAGCUCUAUGAGUACUGCAUCAAGGAGGGCUAUGCUGACAAAAACCUGAUAGCCAAGUGGAAGAAGCAGGGCUAUGAGAACCUCUGCUGCCUGCGCUGCAUCCAGACUCGGGACACCAACUUUGGCACCAACUGCAUCUGCAGGGUCCCCAAAAGCAAGCUGGAAGUGGGCAGAAUCAUUGAGUGCACUCACUGUGGAUGCAGAGGCUGCUCUGGGUGA